AUGUGGCAGAAUGGGCAGAACAGAACUGAGGCAGACAAUGUGAGACCAACCUCGUCUUUAUCCUUGAAGAACACACGUCAUGUUGGGAACGCUGAUGUGCACUAUUCCCAGAUAAGUGAGGUGGCAAAGAUGCUGUACCAGCAGGGUGUAACAGAGUUGAUUCACAGCAGCCCCAGUGAGCAGGUGGCCUACCUCCUGGUCGAGAGAGCCUCCCUACCAGAGACCAGUGAGGAUUGUAACAAUGGGACGGGUGAUGGAAACACAGCCGGCCUGCUGGGGACUGAAGCCCAGGCAUUGAACAGCAAUGCAGACCAAUCUUGCCACAAGGGGGCACCACACCACGGACAGAGCCCAUGGAAGAGACUCUUUGGACUCCACAAAGCUUCACAGAGCAAAAAUAACUUUAUUCUCUAGGGCACUUUGCAUGACAGAAGAAGUUCAAGAUACUUCACCACUGAUGCAUCUUGAUUCAGUGCACCUCUUAAGAUUGAGGGCAGGCAUUUGGCUGGCCAGGCCAGCAGCGUUGAGAGGGAAUGUUCCCGCCUGGAGCGGGACCUGGAGGAGGGCUACCGCCGGCUGGCCAUGGCCCACACCGAGAUCCGCCGCUUGACUGAUGAGCUGGAGUCAGCUCACUUGACCCAAAGAGCUUAUGAGCAUGAGCUGCAGGCAGCACAGCAGGAGGUGGAUGAACUCAGACAGGAAGUACACAAACUGAAGAAAUAUGAAAUAGUGGAACUGCGAAAGGCCAAAGAGCUGAACGAUCGCCUGGACCUUGAGAUCAGAGCCUUGAGGAGCCGGGUCUGCACCCCGGAUGCUGAGAAAAGCUCUCUGCAGCAGAUGGUGUCGCCACUGCAGGAGAAGGUGGAGCAGCUGGAGUCGGCUCUGCAGCAGCAGCUGAAGCUGCACACUCAGCAGGUUCAUGCCAACGGGGACACAGAGCAGGCCGAAUCUCAAGCAGCGGAGGUAGUACAGAGCAACCAGACCUGCAAACAUCUACAAGAGGAACUCACUGCCCAGACAAGAUGUCUUCUGGAAAAGGAGGAAAUUGCGGUGUCUCUGCAGAGGGAGGUGGAGCGGCUGGAGGUGGAGCGGCUAGAGGUGGAGCGGCUGGAGGUGGAGCGGCUGGAGGCAGCCCUGCAGGGUCAAACCAACCUGGUUAAUGAGUUAGCUGCUGUGCAUUCCCUCAAGCAGCAGCCGGAUACUUCCCAUUAUGACCUGAAUCACCUCAGAGCUAGCGUCCUCACCACAGAAAACAAAGUUCAGGAUCAGAAGCGGUGGGAGGAAAAUGGGCAACGUUUAGAAAACACUCACCGUCAGCUGAAAGAUGAUAAAGAACUACAGACACAACAACAGGUGCUGCAAAACAAAGAAAUCCCACUGCGUAAGGAUUCUCAAGAAGCCGUGAAGAUUCUGCUGGCCUCCCAAGUUGAGUGUGAGACACUAAAGAAGGAGAUCUGUGAAACCCUUAAAUGCCUCGACAAAGAGCGGAGUAAAUACCAUGAAAUGAAGGAAAAGCACAAGGCGAAACUGUGUCGAGCCAAACAUAAAUGUGAUGAGGAGUCCACACGGCGCAAUGAAAAGAUAAAGAAUCUAGAGCGGCAGCUUUCGUUGUGUUCCCACUCGCUGUCAAAGGCGAAAGAGCUCACCAUAAGUAUAACUGUGGAAAAUGAGAAACUACUUGUGGAGAGGAGAAGAUUAUUACAACAGCUAAAUGAGGACAACAAGGAAGACAGUAAUCUAACAGCCUCUUUGUCCAGAUGCAGGGUGGAUUUUCUCGAGAUGGAAAACAAGAAACUGAGAAACAAAAUACUCCACAUGUCCAAUCAGCUCGCUGUCCUGGAACACACCGUGCAAAACAUGCAAUCACUCCACUUUGCUGAGGUACGAGGCGCAGAGCUGAAGAAAAUAUCAAAUUGUAUGCAGGUUUUUAAAUCCCUUGCUUUGCAAACUUCCAGUGAGACGAUGCCCAAAAUGUCUGAAAUCCAGGGGUUAUUUGACAAAAGUCAGAGAAAGCAGACAGAUGUGACUUCCUCCUGUCACUGCAUCGUCUCUGGGCCUCAAUCAGCAGAGAUGGGCGACCUGAAUCUGACCUCCGCUCAGAGAGGCUCAGACCUCUCGUCUCCCCCGGCUGCCCUCAGCAACUCAGAUUUACUGUCUAUCUGCAACAUAAAUAUACUGUAGAGAAAUGUGUAAAUAAAAAUAAAUAAGCAAUUCCCAUUUCUCUGUCGUUCUCUUCCCAUUCAGUUUAAUUUUGUAGUUAAUAUCAAAAUGACCGACCUCUCCGGAUCGGAGUGACAACAGCUCUUGUGUAAAAAAUAAAUAAAUGAAUUCACAUCCUGUAACUGUUCAACAUCUUAACUUCAAACCUGACUAACAUGUACAGUGCAUGGAUUUCAGAACCCUCACAGUUUCCAUCUUGAGGUCGAUCUUCACACAUGUUCUCUUCGUGUUUUUUACUUUGCACAAUUGACGAGCCGUUUUGCUCGGGCCUCUGGGGCCGGCCGAGGGGGAGAGACCACGGGACAUACCGGAGCAGCUGUUCGUUCUAAACUUAGGAGCUAGAGCCCUGCCGCAUUAAAUGAAAUGUACUUUUAUUAUGUUUGUAUGAAGUCCUCAAAAAGGUCCUCCAUAUUCUGAUUGCAGUUGCCUGAUGUAUUUGUUGGCAUUUAAACGACAUGCAGUCAUUUGACCUGUAUAUGUGAAACACGUUAAGACAUCGCAAUAGACGGUGGCUCCAUCUCAAUGGAUUUUGAACCAAAGGGAAACACUCAAUUAGUCCUUACAAAUAAAUCAGUUGGAUGUUUCAGCUACUAAGUAAUAGCUUCACACUUUGACUAUCCAACACAUUUAUUUAAAAAAAAGAAACAUUUCUGGGAAAUUAUAUUUCUCCUUAAAGAUGUUCAUUUUAAUGCCACAUUUUUUUUAGUACGGAGCUGCCACAAAUACCACUUGGCAGAAUGCCACCAAUAUGAUACAUCUGCUUAUAUGACCUACUUAUCUCCUCUGACUCAGGUGCCCUCAACAUCCUGAUACUUCUAGACCUCAGCGCAGCCUUUGACACAGU
This is a messenger RNA of Pseudoliparis swirei, 3064 nucleotides long. RefSeq names its product coiled-coil domain-containing protein 30. Lineage: Eukaryota; Metazoa; Chordata; Actinopteri; Perciformes; Liparidae. The record is from RefSeq and is a predicted model, not a curated record.